Messenger RNA from Somion occarium, 1165 nucleotides. The record is from the annotation of a GenBank genome assembly. Lineage: Eukaryota; Fungi; Basidiomycota; Agaricomycetes; Polyporales; Cerrenaceae.
GUCAAUGGGUAUACAAUUAAUACAUGCGGACAAAAUAUAUGUAGCGCCGAAUAGGAAUGACGUCAGCGUUGAAUUUGAGCAGGGUAGACACUGUGACGUCGGUGCACCACAGAGUACAACUUGGAGUACAAUAUUGACAGAUGAACGGUCCUCCACAGGUAUAUAAACCGCUCGUUCAAUGGCCAUGUCCUCCAUUCCACUUCAAUCCAUAACCACAACACUUACUUUCCAUAUCCAUCAUGUCCAACGCUGUCCCCGCUCAGAGCGACAUUCGUUACGAGACCAGCGCUGCUUGGGCCGAGGCCGAGGCUUCCAACACUGAAAUUGCCCACCAAGUUGAUGACAAUGCCCAGAAGCUACACAAUGCUGCUGAAGACGCUGCUCUUAAGGCUCAACAUAAAUCGCCUGCUGCUGCAGUUGACCACUUGGAACGCGGAUUGAGCGACACCACCGACGCUGCCGCCGCCGAAGGCGCAUCCAAUGUUCAAAGUUACGCCGCGCAAGCCAAGGGCCUCGCAAACUCGGCUGUGAAUACUGCUCAGUCCUACCUCCCAUCCAAUUUCACCAGCACCGCCGGUGCCGCCGCCACUACCACGAAAGAAUACCUCGUCGCGGCUCAGAAUGCAGCCGCACCAGUGGCCUCCAAUGCCUAUAAUACAGGUCUGGCGGCUCUCCAGACCGCGACAACAACCGCGGCUCCGUAUGUCCAGAGUGCGACUGAAACCGUCUCUCGUACACUUAGCGGCACGGCGGCUGCGUCUACCCAAGCAGAAGCACCAUCAUCUGCAUCAGUACCUGCUGGCGGUGUUCCUCCGAAGACUGCGCCUCUCGAGUCCGGACAACACGUUGUCAACUCACCGUAUCCUCAGACGACGACUGGACAGUCUACGAAGGUUGGAGAGCUAUAGACGAGACCGCCUUCCAGUAGAACGCGGAGAAUUACCGUAAAUAUACCUGUAUUUGUAUUAAUAUGAUGAUGAUAAUACCUCGAGGUCCAGUUCGCCAUAACAAAGUUGAUGAAGUAUUUUUCAGCUCUGCGCUGUAUAGCACUCUCCGUCACUUCCAACCUGCAAAUAUCGGAUACUAAUUCCAAUCGUUCUAGCGUUGAAAGCACAUGUCCGGGUAAUACACUGCAUGAUCUUUCAACUUCCUUAUUCUUCCAAAU